Aphis gossypii (cotton aphid) is the source of this 2186-nucleotide messenger RNA. RefSeq lists its product as uncharacterized. The record is from RefSeq and is a predicted model, not a curated record. Bases 121 to 2178 code for a protein of 685 amino acids. The transcript is spliced from 2 exons. Lineage: Eukaryota; Metazoa; Arthropoda; Insecta; Hemiptera; Aphididae.
AUUUAUAAUAUAACUUAAGUAGUGUAUUUAAUAUAAUAUAACUACAAAAUUAUUUAAAUAUUCAAUCUUUGUAGAAUAUAAUGGUAGGUGGAUUUAAUAGGUUUAAUUGAAAUAAUUUAGAUGUGGUUAAGUAACUUAUUUACUAAAACAAAAAACCAUGAAUGUGAUGACAGUAAUAAAGAAGAUAUCGUUAACGAGGAAUCAAUCAAUAUUUCAUCAAAUCAAGAAGAUAAACCAUUCAUAAAUGAUUUGAAAGAAAAAGUUGAACGCGUAAAAGAGAUAUACGCAAAAUUACAAACAUUAAAAGACAAACAAGAUUUAAAUUUAAAUAACAACUAUAUAGAUAAAGCACAAGAAAAAAAUGACCAAAGCACGUCGACAAAUGAAGAUGAAAAAAAUUUAGAAAUAAAUAAUUGUAGAUUAGAAGAUGUCCUAAGGAUUAUACCAAUUAUAGAAACAAAUCUACAAACACUUACCGAAAAAGUAUCUUGUCUAUCUGGCUUACUUGAUGAGAAGCAAAUCAAUGCCAAAACAUUAAUUGACCAAAAUAUUAUUUCAAACAGUUCUACUAUAAAUAGUGCUCCAAGCUCUGUAAACAAAUUAAACUGCAUUGCGAAUAAAACUACACUGUUAAAUAAAGAUACUUUACCGGAAAUAGAUUCUAAAGAAAAUAUGAAAACGCAUAAAAAGAAAUCAAGUAUUAUGAUAAAAAAAAAAGAAACUAAUCAAAAGGUUAAAGUUAAAAUAAAUUCUACCGAAAUUAUUGAUAAAAAUGAUGAAACAGAUCAAAUAAAGCACGAAGAAAAAGGUAUUAACAAUAGUAAGUUAGUUGACCAAUUGACCAAUUUAGAUUGUCAAUUAGAAUCCUUUUUUAAAAGUAUACAAUCAGCCUUAUCUCAAUACAAAAUUGAUCAAGUAAAAGAAAAAUCGGAAAUUAUGGAUAAUCUAUCCAGACUAGAGAAUAAAAUUAACAUAAACUAUUCAAAAAUGGAUAAAUUAAUGUCCAAUGUUGAUCACUUAAGUAAAACAAACGAUCAUGUUAAACACGUCUUUAUGCAUAACCAAUCAAGUAUCGAAAUAGAAAAUAGACAUGAACUGAAAAAAAGUAAAGAUGAUAUUAACGUUUGUAUUGAUAACCUUAUAAAACCAAAUCCUAAUGUAAAACAAACGCAACCGUCUAUUACUGCUGAUAAUCCAAACACGAGCAGGCAAAUUGGUGGCAAAUGUACAAUUAAUCGGUGUGUUUGCCAAUUAAUAGACCACACUAAUGCUGCUAAUACACAAAUUAUAAAUUCACACAAUGAUAACAAUCAAUCAAAGUACGGUGAUAUUAUUUUAUGUGAAUUUUUAAAAACACAGCCAACUUUGGAAAGGAUUAAACAAAACGAGUAUCAACCCAAAGUAGUACAGAUGAAUCAAUUAACAAAUCAAAUCAACGAACAAAAAAAUAACCAUUUAACAGUUUGUUCAAAUAAAUCGUGUCAUAUUACAAACAUUUGUGAUGGAAAUCAAAUCGAUGACCAAAAAACUAGCCAUUUAUCAGUAUGUUCAAAAAACUCAAACCAUUUAACAGAUAGUUGUUUUGAAAAUAAAAUCGACGAAAAAAAAACUAGCCAUUUAUCAUUAUGUUCAAUAGAAUCAAAUCAUUUUUUAAAUAGUUGUGUUUUAAAUCAAUUCGAUGACCAAAAAACUAGUCAUUCAUCAUUAUGUUCAAUAGAAUCAAAUCAUUUUUUAAAUAGUUGCGUUGAAAAUAAAAUCAAUAACCAAAAAACUAAUAAUUUAUCAGUAUGUUCAAAAAAUCAUUUAAAAAAUAAUGAUGUCACAAAACCAGACGAAGAACAAAAAAUUAACCGUUCAAACUUAUGUCCCAAGCCAUCAGUCCAUCAGUUUUUAAAAACUGGUGUUGAAUUUGACACAAAUUCAAAUCGACCGAUUUCAAAGAAAUCAGUUUGUAAAAAAAACAAUAUUUGUGAUUUCCUUUCAUCUCAGCCAAUUCCAGAAUGGAUAAGAUUAAACGAGAAUCUCAUUGCAUCAGAUGAUCUAUGCUGCCAAUAUGCUGCUCAAUCAUCAACAACAAAUAAUAGUUUAAAUAUUAUGAAGUUUUAUAAUUUUGAACGAAUAAUAAAGGACAACCAUGACUGCAAUGACGAUAUAGUUUACGAAAUUACACGGAAAUAACUUCAAAA